AAAUCUUUCUAUAAUAUACUUGGACCAAAAGAUAUAUGUGUGUGUGUGUCAUAUAUCUUCUCAACUUUAAAAAUAAAAAUUAAAAAAAACAAGAAGGCUCUCUCUUAGAGUUGUGCAAGCUGAAGAAGAGACCAAACACAAGUUUUUGUUUAUUCUCAGUUGACAGGGUUGAAUAUAUAUUUAUUAUUUAUGGAGUGGAUAAAAAGGAGAAAAGUGACAAUAUCUUUACUACUUGUUGCUAUUCUCAUUGCUUUGAACAUCACUAGUCUUGAUGGAGGACUAAUUGGACCAGAAAGAAAAUUAGUUGAAAUAGAAAAAAAGUCAGGAUCGGAUGACACUGUGAGAAUUGAUCCUUUGAAGAAUUUCAAGAACUACAGAGGAGGAUUUGACAUAACGGAAAAACAUUAUUGGAGUUCCACUAUUUUUACAGGUAUUUAUGGCUAUGCCAUAGCUGUGAUAUGGCUCUUAUGUGGCUUAGGAUAUGGAUUAUUUCUUGUUGCUUCAGUUUUUUGCUGCAAAAGAAACAACAGAAAGCUCAAAAAGAGAUCAACUUGUUAUAAUAAACAUGAUUGCUAUAUCUGGAUUAUUCUCUCAGCCAUUUUCUUGACAAUUUUAGCAAUAACUGCAACAGGGUUGAUUCUAGGAGGGAAUGCAAAGUUUCAUUCAAGAACAGAUAAAGUAGUAGAUAUAAUAAUUGAUACAGCAGAUGGAGCAUCAGAGACAAUUUACACUACAACUAAUGCCAUGAGAGAGAUGAAGAGUGGAUUAGAAGGGACUGAUAUAGGUCAAGAAGCUUCUAAUUUCUUGAUUCCAACUUCUAGUAGACUUGAUAGACAAGCUGAUGACAUAAGUAGGGAAGCCAGAAAAAAUAGAAGAUUAAUUGAGAAACUCCUCAACAUAGUGUACAUAGUGACUACAGUGAUUAUUUCUCUGAACUUGGUUGCUCUAAUUGCCCUAUCAGCAUUUGGAAUACUCAAAUUUAGAAGAACCUUUAAAUUGCUCAUUGCAUUAUGCUGGAUCUUUACAACUCUGUGUUGGUUUCUUUUUGGAAUUUAUUACUUCUUAGACAACUUUGCUGGAGAUACAUGCACUGCACUAGAAAGUUUCCAAUCAGAUCCCUACAAUAGCAGUUUGAGUUCAAUUCUUCCCUGUGAUGAAUUGGUUUCAGCUGAAUCAGUGCUUUAUGAUGUCAGUCAAGGGGUACAUCAAAUAAUCAACGAGGUGAAUCAAAAGUUAUCAACAGAAUAUGGAAAUGUAGCACAAAUUUGUAACCCUUUUUCCGGUCCACCACAAUAUAACUACGAGCCAGGGACCUGUUCCUCUUCUACGAUUCGUGUUGGAGACCUCCCUCGGAUAUUCAAGAUGUUAACAUGUACUGAUCCAAAUUGCACGGGAGGAGUCAUGAUUUCCCCUAGAGAUUUCAACACAGUAUCAGCAUACACAACCGCGGUCCAGAAAAUCCUUGACGUGUACCCUGGAAUGGAGAAUUUGACACAAUGUGACACGGUUUUCAAGGCAUUCGACAAUAUCAUUGACAAACAUUGCAAACCAUUGAAGAAAAGCGCGCAUUUGGUAUGGGGAGGACUUGUUUUCCUAUCAGUAGUUAUGGUUGUGCUAGUCCUUGUGUGGUCAUUCGAAGCACACCACGAAGAGAAUCAUAAGAACUUAGAUAGUUCUGUCAAGCCUCAUUCAGUUGAAGCAGAAAUGCUGGGAUUAGGUACGCAGAAAGAAGUCAAUAGUUGCUCAAAUUCUGUUUCAGUCAUGUAAAUAAUACUAGUUGAUUAGGUAAUAGGAAAGAUAAUACGCAUUUUAGAACACGCAAGAUUCAACACUCUCCUAGACAACAGAGUCAUCAUGAUCAUGAAGUUAUAGAGCAUCCAAUACAAAGCGGCCUUUCAUUCUUUUAGGGGAUCAAAAGAAUGCCCUUUUUUCCCUCCUAGUGGAGGAAAAUGUAGUAGAGUUAUAUCUUUCUUUAGUUUCGUUUAUUGUUUUUCCAAAAAUAGAUAGACUGUAUAGAAAAUAAUUCUUGUUUCUUCAGAAAGUUAAAAGAAGCCAGCUAUGGGGACAAACCCCUCAAGUGGCAUGUAUGAAAUUCAUAAAACAAGAAAAAGUAUUUCAUUUUUAUUCAA
Solanum dulcamara is the source of this 2129-nucleotide messenger RNA. RefSeq lists its product as uncharacterized. The record is from RefSeq and is a predicted model, not a curated record. Bases 190 to 1767 code for a protein of 525 amino acids. The transcript has 11 exons. Gene Ontology annotation, cellular component: membrane. NCBI's taxonomy places the organism in Eukaryota, Viridiplantae, Streptophyta, Magnoliopsida, Solanales, Solanaceae.